AUGUCUACUUCUACAUCCAAUCCAAAGUCAUUUUCAAAUGGAAAAAUUCAUUACUUUGAAUUACACGACAGCAAAGACUGGUCUGUUGACCAUUUUAAUUCAUGGACAGCUGCUACUUUUGGUCAGGAAGAAGUUAAUGAGGCCAUAUUUUAUAAAAUUCUUCAAAUCAUUAAAGAUGAUUCAAGUACUUCACGAAAAGUGAAGAAUGUUAUUAAAAAUUUGAUGGAUAAGAAGACCCAAAGCACUGAAAAUAAUGAAAACCAAAGUGAGUCGGAACAUAAUAAAGCCGGCAGCGACAAUAAUCCAUUCUCAAGAGAUAACUCUCCUCCGGCAGAUGCCUAUAACUCUCCUCCGGUAGAUGCCUAUAACUCUCCUCCGGCAGAUGAUUCUGAAACAAACCGGUUAGAAAAAGCUUUUGG
Molecule: messenger RNA, 419 nt
Organism: Racocetra fulgida
Lineage: Eukaryota; Fungi; Glomeromycota; Glomeromycetes; Diversisporales; Gigasporaceae
Source: the annotation of a GenBank genome assembly